ACCGCCGAGUUUGAAUAAAGUAGAAUCUGGUCCAGUAGGAGUGACAUUUUUGGAGAAAGUGGAUGCUUGCCUUUUGGCGGAUCCAUUUGUAUUUUCAGGGAACAGGACACCAUUGAAAGGAGUGAUUUCUCGGGUAGCGUUAAGUGUGGAGAUGGAGCGAUUGAAGUUGAAAAUUCCAGGUGUGUGUGACGCCCGCCGUGUAGGUAUGCUGUGACUGGCUUCACCCUCCAGUACAGUAGAUGGCGGUGUAUGCACCUACAAGUUGGAUGCAAUCCACCAACCAAAUCCCAAAGAAGAAGUAGCGAAGAGAAGAAAAAAAAAGAGGAAAAAAAACAAGUUGUCAUCAGACGCAUGCGUAUUUCACUGUUCAAUGUCACAGCAACAAUUGAACAUGGCUGCCGUGGGUUUCAGAAAUUGGGCUCGAGCUCUUUCCAAAGGGAAACAGCCAGGCUUCUCGGCGCUUUUCUCCCAAGUCAGAGCAGCCUCUGGACCUUCCAAGGGCAUGCUGCCAGGACCAUACCCCCAAACGCCCGAGGAGAGAGCAGCUGCAGCGAAGAAGUACAACAUGAGGGUGGAGGAUUAUGAACCAAUCCCGGAUAAUGGCGAGGGGUAUGGAGACUACCCACAAUUGCCAGACAGAUCACAGCAUGAGAGAGACCCCUGGUAUUCCUGGGACCAUCCAGACCUGAGGAGGAACUGGGGGGAGCCGAUCCACUGGGAUUUUGACAUGUUCAUCAGGAAUCGAGUGGACACGUCGCCCAGCCCUGUGGCCUGGCACACCAUGUGCAAACAUCUGUUUGGUUUCGUUGGAUUCAUGCUGCUGAUGUUCUACCUUGGGGAGAAGUUUCCAUCUUACCAGCCGGUGGCACCCAAACAAUAUCCUUACAGCAACCUGCACCUAGAGAGAGGAGAGGAUCCCGAGAAACAACCUGAAGAAGUCAAACAUUUUAACAUUUAAAUAUCUGCUUCUCUCUAAAUGUGUAUAUUUCUGUCUAAUAAAGAGUUAUUAGUGUGACUUCAGUCACAUUCCUGA
Molecule: messenger RNA, 1033 nt
Organism: Oncorhynchus keta (chum salmon)
Lineage: Eukaryota; Metazoa; Chordata; Actinopteri; Salmoniformes; Salmonidae
Gene: ndufb8
Product: NADH:ubiquinone oxidoreductase subunit B8
Exons: 6
Coding region: 371-958 (195 amino acids)
Biological process (GO): mitochondrial electron transport, NADH to ubiquinone
Cellular component (GO): mitochondrion
Source: RefSeq, a predicted model, not a curated record